AAUUGGAGGCAAUUAAACUGUACUGAAAUGCAAUCAAAGCCGGCAUUAGUAAUUAGCUUUGCCGGAUACAAUACCCUUGGUAUCAUACGGGAUUCUUGCGUACCAAGUUAGAGAAGGAAACAGAAACUGAACUAUAGGAUAAGUGCAAACCAGUACAGUAAUACUACAGGCAAGACUUGUAAAAUGGCCAGGCAUUUACUAAAUGAAACAAAGACGACUACUUCUGCUAUACCCGUGCAAAUUCCUUUUACCAUGAAAAAUGAAUGCUGUUCUACUCACCAAUCAGCAAAACUGUGUUUGUGCCAAAAUGAAGCGUGAGCAGGAAUGCAACAGCGUGUUACGGUGACACGGAGCCAGCUGUGAGGCAGUGAGCCACUUCAAGUGAAAUACAGUGUUAGAAAAGCAGAAAUCCUGCUAUAAAAGUCUGAACUUCACAAACCUGCAGGCACAGUGAAAGCUCCAUUUCAUCUCUGCAGCGGUAUUUUUGAGACCCAUCAGGUAAGACUUUGGGAGCAGUGAGACACAGUUACCAAUCUCUCCCAACAUCAUCCUCACAAGUGCUGCUACGUUAACAUUGCACAGGAUGGAACGGAGCUACUGCGCUUUGUCUGUUGGAGCGGUGCUAAAAGCAAUUCAUCUGAAAGGGGAAUUCAUUAAUCAUUUUUAUCCACACGCUGCCAGAAUAGAAAAGAAAGGCAAAAUUCUCACCUCGGGAGAAUGUGAAAGUGCCACGGCUUUGCAGAGCUGUCAUCUGCCCGUACACAGAGUGAUGCUUAAAUCUUCUUUUCUGAAACAGCGGGCGCUUGUGGGAAGGGGAGCGGGGCUUUCGCUUUAGGCUCCUUCCCAGGGGAGACAGACAUACCCCAAAAAGCUGAAGGGAUGAGAGGCAGACUGCAGCAAGGGGAGAAAAGGCAAAGCAAGACAGGAAGGAAGGUGAAACGAAACAAAAUCAUCACACAAAAAGCAGAGAAAGAAGAAAGAAACUCAAUGGGACAAAAAGAGGCUCUGGAGGAAAAUCCAGCACAGGCAAUCAGGGCUGUGUCCUCGGAAGAAAAAAGGGAAGCGGACAACGUUGUGUGAGGCUUUCUUCUCAUUUAUAUCCACAUUUCACUUCUCAGCUCACAUCGUGGCUUUUCUUGGAACUGUAUACAUCUCCUGGUUGGCACUUUCUUCAGACGCUGGUGCCAUGGUCUCCUGGAACCCUCCCACGCAUAUAGAACAAGAUCUGAUUUGGAAUUUGUCUUUGAGAUAUUUAGGGGAGAGAGGCACGAGAGGGGCUUCCUUUUCCAAACUCAAAUGAAAGAAAGAAAGAAAGUUAAUAAAAAGCAGGAGCGCUGCAAGUGUCUCUCAGUCACCUUUUUGCUGCUUCUGGGCAUCCCUUGUCUCUCUGAGGGGUGGCAGCAUUCCUGAGAACAGGUUUGGAGGAAGGGUGCCCUCCCACACCUGGCCCAAGUCAGCUCUGCUCGAGUUGGGGCUGUCGGCACUGCUGGAGCAGGGACCAGAACGAGGAAGAGUUGCACUAAGGAACCGCGAUUCUUAGCGCACCGCCGUGCCCACUGGCCGCCCAGCACACCACCCCUCGUCCUGUUACAAUUCCACGCUCUCAGCAGCGGGCUCACUCGCACACACACCGCACCAGCCCUUACAGAAACUUCCCCGUGCUGUUCCAUUUGCAUUCAGGGGAGCGUGGGCAGCUGCACCUGUGCAGUAAAGCAGUGCUCACCGCUGACAUCUUCCACCAGAGCCACCUCCUGCCCCCACCACUGCUUGGAAAGUUUACUGGGGAAAUUCGAAGCCCAGUCAGACCCUUUCCAUUUGGAGACUGCUCUUGUUGCAAUGCAGCAUUGUUAAACAUUUGGAAGUUUUUUUUUCUUCCCCCCUAGAAAAAAUGAACUUUUCUCUUUUAUGGAGAUCAAACAUCUUUCUGCUCUUUUCUUGUGUAAAAUAACACAGCCGAACAAGGAAACUUGAUGUUUUAAAGAUCUCCAUCACAUUCUGCUUUCUUAAAGAAUCUUUUUUGAGCUAAAGAUCAAUUCCUUUUGAUCAAAACCAAGGAAGAAUGUUACCAGAAAUAUUCUCCCACCGUCUCUUGCUUAAAGUAACAAAAGCAUCGCGUUCACCUGCUGCUGGCGUGCAACCUCGGGCAAUUCUCUGCUUUGAGUCAUCCAUGGGGGAUGCUGGACACACAGCCAGUCUCAGGAGGCAAAACACUGCAGUGUUUGUCUCCAAACACUGGAGACACUUGUGUCUGCUACUGGUGGAGAGAGGGCUCCUCUGGGCAGGGCUGGGCAGGAGAGGUCGUGGGGAGCAGUUGCAGAUGGAGGUGACUCCAAAGGGUGGAAGAUGCUGGAUAAGGCCACCCUGUUCCUGUUCCUGCAUUUAGUGGCAAGCUCCAUCUCCUCUCCUCUCUACCCAGCUCUCAGGUACAGCCCAGGACCUGUUACUGGCAAGGCUGUGAACUUCCAGCUCCUGGACCACAGCUUGCUGCAGAGCCAUAGCCCCUCAGCAGAGGAACAGGAUGAGGAGGGUUUGUUAACAGACCCCACUGAGAAAAGGAUGCAGCGCCAUGCUGAUGCCAUAUUCACUGACAACUACCGGAAAUUCCUGGGGCAGAUUUCUGCCCGCAAAUUCUUACAGACCAUCAUUGGCAAGCGGCUCAGAAACAGUGAGAGCAGCCUGGGAGAAAGGGUGCACGAGCUCCUGACAAGGCGCCAGUCGGACAGCAUCCUGAUGGACAGCCGCUACCACCAGCAGAUGGUACUGAGGGACUUCCUGGGAGCCGUGCUGCAGCAUCAAAGGCCUCAGGAUGUGAACAGCAGUCGGUUAGAAGGGUUUCCCAGCAGCCUGGCUAAGUUCAUGUAAAUAUCUUUCCCUUUUCCGUCUCCCCAGGCUCUGAAUGAUUCAGAGCUCGUGGAUCUAACUGUACAGAAAGCCACGCACAGCAAUGAAGACAUUCCUGGAGGUGACCGGCUGGAGACUGAUGCACACGCUCUUCAAAUCUGCUGAAAGGAAUGCAGUUCUGAUGCACUACUUCAUGUACUUCAGUCUUUACUAUUUAAUGCCCCUCUCUAAACAUUGGCUUGUGUACUGAAUCAGGAAAAAAAAAAACAAACCAAAAAAAACCCAAACCUCUGUGGUUUAACCUCAGGCUGCUUUAUAUAUAAAGGCUAAAACAACCAGCACGCUUGUAAUCCUGGAGACAUUAGUUACUAAUUAAGGUUUUCAAAUCAUGAAGCAUAGCAGAAUUUCUGCCAAAUCAUCACUCUGAGGGCCCAAUUAACAUACACGAGGCCACCAAAAAGCACCUUUGGGCAAUUCAGUGAAUGGAUUACAGCCUCCUCUAAUCAGAUGCUGACGGCACAACCACCCGCAGUUCAGCACAGGGUGAGGUCAGACGUGAAUCCACACGUUUGCCACUCAUCCCAAACACUGCUGGGGGCUGACUCCUUGAUGGAGCCCUGGCAGCAAAACUGAACUUGAAACAGCUCGUUAGAAGAGAUCGUUAAAGGAGAUCCCUGUGCAUCAGAUUGGGCUGACACUGUGCUUUAAUUCAGCGUGCCAUGCAGUGGCUCAGGUCUCCACCAUAGCUACAGGGUUACAGCAGUAAACGUUUGCACUACCACUUAACAAGUUAUUAGGACAGUCAUCUCUCACACAGCGACUUCCUUCCCUGUCACCCAAAUUCUCCUGUUUGUGUAGUAUUUACGUCUUCAGAAAUGUAAAUAAUGCCAGGAUGGGGUCUGCUCCCCCAUCAUGAGCAGGAAAUAAAAGUUGUUCCAAAUAAACCUGUUCAACAGCAGGUCAAGAUG
Messenger RNA from Numida meleagris (helmeted guineafowl), 3809 nucleotides. RefSeq names its product growth hormone releasing hormone (gene GHRH). Gene Ontology annotation, biological process: growth hormone secretion; positive regulation of growth hormone secretion; positive regulation of multicellular organism growth. Gene Ontology annotation, cellular component: terminal bouton; extracellular region; perikaryon. The record is from RefSeq and is a predicted model, not a curated record. The coding region runs from base 2344 to 2862 and encodes 172 amino acids. The transcript has 7 exons. Gene Ontology annotation, molecular function: neuropeptide hormone activity; growth hormone-releasing hormone activity; peptide hormone receptor binding. Lineage: Eukaryota; Metazoa; Chordata; Aves; Galliformes; Numididae.